AUGGCGGUAGAAAAGAUUGUUCCCACGGCGAAGGAGCUGGAGCAAUUCGACCUGAGCGACACCCACACCGUAGACCUCAUUAAUCGUGCGCAAGAGGGCGACGCAGCUGAUCGAAAGUUGACAGUUCGUCAAGCGCUGGCUAAAUACAAGAAGGCGGUGUUUUGGGCUCUCUUUCUGUCAACCAGUCUAAUCAUGGAGGGAUAUGACUUGGUCAUCAUCACCUCUUUCUACGGCCAAACACAAUUCAAACAGCGUUUUGGAGUUUAUGAUGAGGGCACAGGCGAGAAACUUAUCACUCCCGCGUGGCAAUCCGGGCUGUCGAACUCUGCACUAGUUGGACAGCUUGCUGGUCUGGUCGUCAACGCUUGGUGUCAAGAUAAGUUUGGAGCAAGACAUACAAUGAUGUUCUUUAUGGUCUGGAUGGCGGUCAUGAUUUCGAUUCCCUGCUUUGCACCGUCUUUGCCCGUGUUAGCUUGGGGAGAGGCCAUGUGUGGUGUCUCCUGGGGUGUCUUUCAGACGCUAAGUACAACUUACGCCUGCGAAGUUGUUCCCACAGUUCUUCGACCAUACGUUACGGCUUACGUCUGCAUGUGUUGGGGUGCCGGUAUUCUCCUUUCGGCUGGAGUUGUCCGAGCAGUUGCGAGCAUUCAGGGAGAUAUGGGUUGGAGACUUCCCUUCUUGCUUCAAUGGAUCUGGCCAGUUCCGUUAUUCAUCGGUGCUUACCUAGCACCUGAAUCCCCAUGGAACGCAGUUCGGAGGGGCAAAUUCGACCUCGCACGACAGAGCCUUCUCCGUCUUCGCCAGGAUACCGCUGACAAAGAAACGGAAGUUGACGCCUCAUUGGCAUAUAUCAGACACACGACAGCUCUUGAGGAAGCAGAGACCCAUGGCGCUACUUUCAUGGAGUGUUUCAAAGGGCCGAACCUGUGGCGGACAGAAAUCAACUGCGUUGUCUGGGCUGCCCAAAUUCUGGGAGGAAACGCCCUCGUCGCCUACGGUGUGACAUUCCUUCAAGCCGCCGGGUUCUCGGAAAUCCAGUCACUGAACCUCAAUAUCUCAUUAUCCGCCUGUUACGUCAUUGGAGGCAUCAUCUGCUGGUUCCUAUUUCCUCAUUUUGGGCGCGCAACUCUCUACAUGAGUGGCCUAACAUUCCUCUUCUUCUGCAACAUCGUUAUUGGUGGCCUCGGAUUCACCAAAAACGAGAAAGCACAAAUCGCUAUUGGCGUUAUCCUGGUCGUGUCUAACCUGGUCAACAUGGUGACCGUUGGCCCUGUCUGUUAUCCCAUCGUUGCGGAGACGCCGUCAGGAAGACUUCGCUACAAGACCAUCGUCAUCGGCAGAUUCAUUUAUAAUGUCACUGGCAUUGUAGAGCAUACUCUUACCCCCCGAAUGAUUUCUCCUAUUGGGUGGAAUUGGGGAGCCAAGGCCGGUCUAUUCUAUGCAGGAACUAACCUGGUCUGCAACACGUGGUGCUAUUUCCGUCUUCCAGAGACCAAGGAUCGAACUUUCGGCGAGCUGGACAUCCUCUUCGAGAACAAGAUCCCAGCCAGAAAGUUCAAAUAUACUGCUGUCGACCAAUUCGCUGGAAGAAACGACACGAAAACCAAUGAAGAAGACAUGGCUUGA
Colletotrichum karsti is the source of this 1626-nucleotide messenger RNA. Its product is annotated as MFS alpha-glucoside transporter. Gene Ontology annotation, biological process: carbohydrate transport; transmembrane transport. Gene Ontology annotation, molecular function: carbohydrate:proton symporter activity. Lineage: Eukaryota; Fungi; Ascomycota; Sordariomycetes; Glomerellales; Glomerellaceae. Gene Ontology annotation, cellular component: membrane. Bases 1 to 1626 code for a protein of 541 amino acids. The record is from RefSeq and is a predicted model, not a curated record. The transcript is spliced from 6 exons.